Messenger RNA from Pygocentrus nattereri (red-bellied piranha), 1399 nucleotides. It is a transcript of the gene exosc6, whose product is annotated as exosome component 6. Gene Ontology annotation, cellular component: nuclear exosome (RNase complex); nucleolus; cytoplasmic exosome (RNase complex). Gene Ontology annotation, biological process: rRNA catabolic process; nuclear mRNA surveillance; poly(A)-dependent snoRNA 3'-end processing. The transcript has a single exon. Bases 150 to 965 code for a protein of 271 amino acids. The record is from RefSeq and is a predicted model, not a curated record. Lineage: Eukaryota; Metazoa; Chordata; Actinopteri; Characiformes; Serrasalmidae.
CCAUUACGAGGACAGCCAAUAGCCGCGUUCCUUACUGAGGGGUGGGCAGCGCUGACCCCGCCUAGCCGCCAGGUGGCAGUACGAACAGCGACAGCGGUGGAUGUUUUCGGUUUCCCACCUGGCGCGGACCCGUGUGAACAGCGUGAGAAAUGCCGGUAGACACGAAGCGUGUCCGCGGGCCGGACGAGUCCCAGUCUCCGCUGGUUUUUCUGCCUCCCACCGCGCAGACGUGUGAAGUCCUCCGCAGGCCGGGCGACCGAGGGAAAGGCGACGUCCGGCCGCUGUUCGCGCGUUGCGGGCUGGUGAGCCAGGCGAAGGGCUCGGCCUACAUCGAGGCCGGCAACACGAAGAUCAUGUGCUCCGUGUACGGGCCGCGAGAGACCGAGCGGAAGGACGACACCGACAUGAAAAGCGGCCGCCUUGUGUGCGACGUGAGGCUCGCGCCUUUCUCUUGCCAGAAGAGGGGCGCGUGGAUCCAGGGCAGCGAGGAGAGGGACCUGUCCUUGGCGCUGUCGGAGAGCAUGCAGCCCGGUGUGUGCCUGCACAGGUACCCGCGCUCCCAGAUAGAGGUGAACGUAAUGGUGCUGGAGAACGACGGCGGCGUCCUGGCUCACGCCGUGACCUGCGCCUCCAUGGCGCUGGCGGACGCCGGCAUUGAGAUGUACGACGUGGUGCUGGGCUGCGCGCUGCGGCAGGAUGGGGACUCGUGCCUGGUGGACCCGGACUUCUCUGAGGAGAGGGGGAGCUGGCAGGCGGGCUACGGUGAGAACCAGGGCCGCGUUACCGUGGCGCUCCUGCCCAACUUCAACCAAGUAUCGGGCCUGCAUGCGGACGGGGAGAUGCGCGAGGACACUCUGACCGCGGCCGUGAGGACGUGCAUGGAUGGCUGUCAUAAACUGUACCCGGUGGUUCAGCAGGCCAUACUACGGGCUGUUAAGAGAAAAGCGCCUCCUCCCGAAAAAUAAGACCUGGAGCCCUUUCGGCGCGUUUGGCCCUCUCCGUGUUGUUUGACUGUGUGAACGUGUUUGAGUGUUUUAUUCGGCACAUCUGAGCUCUGCUCAUAAUAAAAGCGAAGAGUCUGAUUGUUAUUGUUAAUUAUCUUGCCAUGUCAAACUGGAGCCCUCCGGGCCAAAGUGCUGCGUAUUCACCCUCACCUACCGCCCUGACUUCAGUUCAUCAAGACCUUGCUAACUAAAAGGUUUGCUGAAUCAGGUGUUCACUGAGGCAGCAUUUCGGCCCCCGAGGACUGGAGCUUGACCCGUCCGCCCUCGUCCGCUGCUCUUGGCUGCUUUUCUAACAGGGGUUCCCAGGCUCUGCUCUCAGGCUCUGUUGUUUUCCCAGCUCUGUUCUUUGAGCCCCGUUCCAGGCAUAUUGUAGUGCUUUCCCUGCUUUAACAUAG